Messenger RNA from Echinococcus granulosus, 795 nucleotides. RefSeq names its product Islet cell autoantigen. Gene Ontology annotation, cellular component: Golgi apparatus. The transcript has 6 exons. Gene Ontology annotation, biological process: regulation of transport. Lineage: Eukaryota; Metazoa; Platyhelminthes; Cestoda; Cyclophyllidea; Taeniidae. The record is from RefSeq and is a predicted model, not a curated record. Bases 1 to 795 code for a protein of 264 amino acids. Gene Ontology annotation, molecular function: protein domain specific binding.
AUGUACCACACUUCUUCUGGUGAUCGCUAUCGAGAAUACAUUGAUGAUUCCACCUCACACAAGUUGAAAAGUGCCUACUGGUCGACCAAACAGGCGGUUAUUCGCAAGCUUGGUAAGGAAGAAGAUCGACACAUCAUAGCCUCAGAUGCCGAGUUGGACGCUAAGCUUGAAGUAGUUCUUUCCCAAGUUGAAAAUGAUACCGGUCGUUUUCUGAACGCUCGCAGUUCUGAAGACAAAACACGAGCAGGGAAAAUGCUUUCUGCUGUUGGUAAAGCCCUAACCCACUCAGCCCAGCAGAGACUUAUUCUUCAAAAUCCUUUGAGUCGCCUCGAACAGGAAGUCCAAACGUUCCGUGCUCGCGCCAUUGGAGAUACUGCUAGUACAAUUGCGAGGAUGGAAUCGGCUCGAACGGAUUAUCGCGGAGCAUUGAUGUGGAUGAAGAAUGUCAGCGAGGAGUUGGACCCGGAUAUGUACAAAAAACUGGACAAAUUUCGACGUGUUCAGAUGCAGGCCCAUAAAAGACUAGAACGAAUUCCUCUGAGUAAAAACUGCAUUCAACAUUCAAUUAAUGUUCGAGAAGCUUUGAUACAGAGUACACGUAGCGUCCUUGUUUUUGCCAUUAUGUCUUGGAAAUUUUCAAAAUCUGCGCCCCCCGUCAAUUCACUCAGAAGUGUAGUCAUUUGCAUAUUCACAUCGUUCCUUUUACUUACUCCUUUGUGUUAUUUCUUUUCUGCAUUAUUUUGUUAUCUCCAGUCAUCUUUUCUCCUGUUGACUAAUUUCGAAGUUUGGUUGUGA